Molecule: messenger RNA, 745 nt
Organism: Onthophagus taurus
Lineage: Eukaryota; Metazoa; Arthropoda; Insecta; Coleoptera; Scarabaeidae
Product: hyaluronan mediated motility receptor-like
Source: RefSeq, a predicted model, not a curated record
GGUUCAUUCAACGUGAUUAACGAGUCCUUUCAAACGAUCAGCGGUUAUUGUAAUCAAAAAGUUAAAGAUGGAAAACGGUGAUAAGGACCAAAAUCUUGAUGAAACAGUUUUUUUUAGCCCUUCAAAAACUAUGGAUGAAACUUCCUACAUUGAGUGUGAAAAAAGAGAUGUUUCAACUCAAUAUGAGUGUGAUCAAGAUGUCCUAAUAAACAUUGGGGAACUCCACAAAGUAUUUAAAUCGGAAGUAAACGUUGGGGAGUUUAUAAAAUUAAAGAAAGAACAUGCAAGACUUGAGAAACAUCUUUCGAAUAUUUCGAUGGCUUUAUCAGAUGUACACCAGAAAUAUAAUGGCACAAAGUCAACUAUUGAGGAACAUAAAGCAAACAUUAAAAAGUUAGAAGGAAAAUUAACACAAACAAACGAAAGGAUUGCAAAUUCCAAAGAAUAUGUGGAAAAUAGCAGGAAAUUAUACGUGGAUACUGCGAAUCAGUACAAUAAGGACUUUAUCGCUGAUCGAGAAUCCUACGAAAACAAAACAAAGGGUUUGAUGAAAUCCAUGAAAGUCCUUGAAAUCAAAAGCAGAUCUCUCCAGUCAAAUAUUGCUCAAGUCACUGUCGAAAUUAAAGAUUUAGGGAACUUAUUGUCAGUGGAAAAACAAUAAUCUCAGUUAUUUACUAUUUUAUAUUUAAUUAAGUAUGUUGUAAUUUUCUAUAUUUUUCAUAAUAAAUAUUUCAAUUGUUGCUUA